AUGAAGUUACCCGACUUGCCCACUGAAGUAUGGGAGCGGAUAUUGAGCUUGACAGAUUGUCCAACGCAAUGGCAACUACGCUGCGUCUCGCGUGCCUUUCGACAACACGUCCAAGACCGACUUAUCUCCGAAGUACUAGCAGCAGGGUCUUUCACGAUGCCACGUGCCAAUAUCCUGAUGUUCAAUGGGUUUCACAGCUAUAGAAGUGAGAUGCACUUGACUUGCACGGGUCCCGUCCAUGCAUUCAGUCCCAAAGCAGAUUUGACGAUGCUGUGUGCUCAAUUCACACUGACGAAACCACUUCACAAUUUCCGCAUCAAUCGCGGUGAUGAUAUUGAAGCAGACCUUGGUAUUCGCAAGACUUGCACGGAUUUGGAUGGGGUUCUGCAUACCAUGGAGGAAGAGAUUGCCCUGACAAAGCUACAAAUUAGACGCCACAUCAUCGUCAGUGAAGACGGUCAAUCUCUACUUGUUCCUAUUCAUCUGCUCUGGACAAGUGAAUAUGAGCUUUAUAUUCCGCCGCCCAAGCCUCUCGAACCAUGGGUCGCUCAAUUCGCUGGACAAGUCUUCAUGUACGGCGUUCCUUCACAAGAUUGGCGCAGUGCCUUCAUGUCUGGUGCCAAUCAACCUAUUUGA
This is a messenger RNA of Protomyces lactucae-debilis, 636 nucleotides long. RefSeq lists its product as uncharacterized. The record is from RefSeq and is a predicted model, not a curated record. The transcript has a single exon. Lineage: Eukaryota; Fungi; Ascomycota; Taphrinomycetes; Taphrinales; Protomycetaceae. Bases 1 to 636 code for a protein of 211 amino acids. Gene Ontology annotation, molecular function: protein binding.